CCCUAUACGCAGCCCUUUGCUUCUCACUUCUGCUGCUCAACUCAUAAACCCUUAAAGAUUCAGCUGCAGGAGCAUCAACGCAAGCUUCAGUCUUUCAGGGAUCAGGGAUGACAUCAGAGGACCUGUUAAGUACUCUGGAGGAUUUGGGAGAUGAAGAGUUUAACAAAUUCAAGUGGCUCCUACAUCAAGCUGACGUCCUUCAAGGCUUCCCAACCAUCAAAAAGAGUCGAUUGGAGACAACAAACAGGUUUGUCACUGUCGACCUGAUGGUGCAAACCUACAGGCUUCCUGGAGCUGUGGAGGUGGCUAAGAAGAUUUUAGAGAGGCUAAGUAGGAAUGACCUGCUGCAGAGUCUGUGCGCCAGCAGCUCAGGACAAGAAGUGGACGUCAGCAACUGUGGGGAGACUUCACAGAAGAGAGGAUUUCCUCAGACUGAAGAUGUGAUGGUUCCAGUACCAGAGCCUCACCCCAUCACAUCUUACCAACAGAUGCUUCAAUCAAACUUCCAGGACAAGUUCAUGUGUGCACAAGAAGGUUGGGCAGAAGAUAAACAGUGUCUGGCUGAUAUCUACACAGAGCUGUACAUCACAGCUGGGUAUGAUGUACAUAUCAACACACAGCAUGAGGUUUGGCAGAUUGAAAAGGCAUGGAAGCCAGCAGAACCAGAGAAACCUAUUAGACCCACAGACAUGUUCAAACAUCCCUCUGGAAAAUACAGACCCAUCAAAACAGUGAUGACCAAUGGAAUCGCAGGAAUUGGAAAAACCUUCCUUGUUCACAAGUUUGUUUUGGACUGGGCUGAACAAAGAUCCAAUCAAGAUGUGCAUCUGAUUUUCCCCUUCACCUUCCGUCAGCUGAAUCCACUGAAGGGAGAAAAGUUCAGUUUGGCAGAGCUCAUUCAUGAAUGCAUCCCAGAAACUGUAGGCAUCCCACAGGACGCUCUGAAUUACAUCUUUACAGAUGUUCAGUCAUCAGGAAUCACCAACUAUGACAAGAGUAAAUUCAAACUUCUGUUUGUGUUUGAUGGGCUGGAUGAGAGCCGCCUUCAUCUCGACCUUCAUUCUGAAGACAUUCGCUCUGUCGAUGUAACAAAGGCAACUAAAACAGAUGUCUUGCUGAGGAAACUCAUCAAUGGGAAAGUGCUACGCUCUGCUCGCAUUUGGAUAACCACAAGGCCUGCAGCAGCCAAUCAGAUCCCUCGAGAGUUUAUCAGCAGUAUAACAGAGGUCAGAGGGUUCACUGACCCACAGAAAGAGGAGUACUUCAGGAAGAGAUUCAAAGGUAAGGAGCAAGCUGACAAACUCAUCUCCCAUAUCGUGACGUCACGAAGCCUCCACAUCAUGUGCCACAUCCCAGUCUUCUGCUGGAUCACUGCAACAGUUCUGGAAGAUGUGUUGAAAACCAGAGAGGGAGAAGAGCUGCCCAGGACUUUGACUGAGAUGUACGCAGAGUUCCUGGUGUUUCAGAUAGAUCGGACAAAGGAAAAGUAUGGCCCAGAGAAGAGCAUUCAAUACAUUAAGUCAUUAGCAAAACUGGCCUUUGAGCAGCUGGAAAAGGGCAACCUGAUCUUCUAUGAGAAGGAUCUGAGAGAGAGCGGCAUUGAUUUCAGUGAAGCCUCGGUGUGCUCAGGAGUGUUCACAGAGAUCUUCAAAGAAGAUCGAGGAAGGAAAGGGAAAGACAAGAUGUUUAGCUUCGUCCAUCUGAGCGUUCAGGAGUUUCUGGCUGCUCUUUAUGUGAGGAUGUCGCUUAAUAACAGUAACAUAAAUGUGAUGCCUUUACCACAGCCCUCAAUGCACAAUCUUCAACUACUUUUAAGUAAAACAUCUUCAAAGAAGAUCCACAGGAUUUCCAUUGACAGGGCCUUACAGAGUCCAAAUGGACACCUGGACUUAUUCCUUCGCUUCCUCUUGGGUCUUUCACUGCAGACCAAUCAGGAUAAACUACAGGACCUGCUAAUGAAAAUAGACAGUAGUUCAGAGACCACUCAGAAAACAGUCCAAUACAUCAAGAAGAAAAUCAGUGAGAAUGUGUCUGCAGAGAGGAGCAUUAACCUGUUCCACUGUUUGAACGAACUGAAGGACUGUUCUUUAGUGGAGGAGAUACAACAGUACCUGAGUUCUGGACGUCUGUCCACAGAUAUACUCACUCCAGCUCAGUGGUCAGCUCUGGGCUUCAUCUUACUAUCAUCAGAAGAAGAUCUAGAUGUGUUUGACCUGAAGAAAUACUCUCCUUCAGAGGAAGCUCUUCUCAGGUUACUGCCAGUGGUGAAAGCCUCCAAAAAAGCUCUGUUGAGUGGCUGUAAUCUGUCAAAAAGAAGCUGUGAAGCUCUAUCCUCAGUUGUCAGCUCACAGUCAUCUAAUCUGAGAGAGUUGGACCUGAGUAACAAUGACCUGGAAGACUCAGGAGUUAAACUCCUUUCUGCCGGACUGGCAAGUCUACAAUGUAGACUGGAAACUCUCAGGCUGUCCGGCUGUAUCAUCACAGAGGAAGGCUGUACUUAUUUAGCCUCAGCUCUAAAAUCCAACCAUUUCCAUUUGAGAGAACUGGAUCUGAGCUACAAUGUUCUGGAAGACUCAUCACUAAAGCUGUUCUCUGCUGGAAUGGAGGACCCAGACUGGAGACUAGACACUCUCAGGCUGGAACAUGGUGGGCAGCAGAGACUAAAACCUGGCCUGAGAAAGUGAUGUCCUGAGCUUGCUCCAGGAUCUCUUUCCAGUUGGACAUGCCUUGAACACAUCCCCUUGGAACCACCUUUAUGAGCUCCUUUCAGUGUGGAGGAGUAGUGAGCCCCGCUGCUUUGCAAAUGACUAAGUUGCUCACCCUAGCCAACUGGAAGCUCAGCCAUCCUUUGAGGGAAGUUCAUUCCCACCACUUGUAUUCAUGGUCUUAUUCUCUCAGUCAUUAUCCAAAGCUUGCGACCAUAAGUGAAUGCAGGAACAUAGACAACAUAAGCACUGGUUUUCUUUCAAAUUCAGCUUUCUUUUCACCACCACAGAAAAGUACAAAUUCAUCUGUCAGUUUCCCACUCCAGUCUUCCCUCACUGGUAAACAAAUCCUUGAGAUAAAGGUUAUACUCGGGGCAGUAGCUCAUUCUCAAUCACUCCACCCUUUUCUGGCUGAGAACCUCAGACUUGGAGGUGCUAAUUCAUGUCCUAGUCACUUUACACUCACCUGUAAACCAAUGCAAGUGUGAGUUCAAGGCUUGAUGAAGCAAACAUAACCAAAAAGCAAAAAUGAGAUCUUGAGGCCAUCAAAUCCAAUAUGCUCCACUCUUAAGGUGCACCCUGAAGUGCUGUCCAAAAUUCUGAACAGAAUUGGGAACAAGAUUGACUUUUUGGUGCCAAUGCAAACCAAGCUCUAUGGGAUCUUUUAUGGGAAGUGAAUAGUCUCUAACCCCCUAAAGGAUGCCCAGAGGACGCCCCAAGUAAUGCUGUCAAAUGCCUUCAUCAAGUCCAUAAAAGACAUGUAGACUAGUUGGGUAAACUUCCACAGUAUUCAGUAUUCUACAACAAAGAUCAGGAUGACUCCAAGGCUUGACUAACUGUCCUCUCUAGGACCCUGGGUUAGCGGAAGAAUGUGAUCCCUCUGAUGUUGAAUAGGUACUGGAACAUGGUCCCCUUUCUUGAAGAGUGGAACAACCACCCCAAUCUGCAGGUCAAGAGCUACUGUUCCUGACUUCCAUGUGAUGUUGCAGAGGUGUGACAGCUGCAUCAAAUCCAUUGAGAACCUUUGGACAAAUUUCAUUUACCCGAAGAACCUGGCCAUCAAACAUUAUUUGAUGGUAACUCCAUCUCCUCAAUACUGCUGACACACAGUAUUGAGGAGAUCCUCAAAAUACUUUCUUCACUACCCAAUAAAUAUCCUUGCUGAAUUGAGCAUUACUCGCAAAAGCUGGUUACCCCAUUGACAUCAUGGUGCCAAGUGCAGCAUAUAGGUAUUUAUAAAUACCCUUAUGCUUGAACAUGAUAAUAGUGAUUAGCAUAGACAGCCAAUAACUGAAUGCCACUUUGGGGAGGCCACUCUUUCAUUGUCAUUACCCAUGUGAGCACUGAAGUUCUCCAGCUGGAGACUCCAUUCGCAUGCUUUCCAAUAUUCUACCGAAGCACUCUAAGAAAGCUAGGUACUCUAAAUUGCCACUUAGUGCAUAAGCACUAAGUGGCAACCACUCAGGUCUCAGGUCCUCACUCAGGACCCAUUACCCAACCUGAAGGCUCAGGGAGGGAACGCUGUCAUCCAGAGAGAAAAAUUCCAAUGUAUAGGCACCAAAGAUUGAUAGAAUUAUUAACCAUCUGGAAUUUAUUCCCUCUCUAAGAGUCGAGUUCCAGAAGUGGAGCUCUGCACUGAGGCAAAGCUCUCCCAAGGGCCUGGUUCUAGAGAGGGGCCCAGGUAACCCUAGUCCAGGCAAAGUAAUAUAUUCAGUAGAUUUUCUACAGGUCUUCUGUACUUCAUAUGGUCCCUCACUAAGGACCAAAGACUGAAUAAAAUUUACCCUGAUUUGAAAUAGAACCUUUGUUUUUCAUCCAUGUUGUUUCACAGUGAAAUUUCAACUGUAUUCAUGUACCCCAAAAAGUUGGUCAUCUGGAUGUAGCGUUUUCAUCAUUUCGUCACUCAUCCUGACUGCAGGUUUCCCCAACCUUAUAAACAGUACUUUUGCACAAUGACUGAAAUUA
Oreochromis niloticus (Nile tilapia) is the source of this 4670-nucleotide messenger RNA. RefSeq names its product NACHT, LRR and PYD domains-containing protein 12. Bases 108 to 2684 code for a protein of 858 amino acids. Gene Ontology annotation, molecular function: protein binding. NCBI's taxonomy places the organism in Eukaryota, Metazoa, Chordata, Actinopteri, Cichliformes, Cichlidae. The record is from RefSeq and is a predicted model, not a curated record. The transcript is spliced from 8 exons.